Molecule: messenger RNA, 7466 nt
Organism: Rhipicephalus sanguineus (brown dog tick)
Lineage: Eukaryota; Metazoa; Arthropoda; Arachnida; Ixodida; Ixodidae
Exons: 16
Coding region: 376-4731 (1451 amino acids)
Biological process (GO): peptidyl-tyrosine dephosphorylation
Cellular component (GO): nucleus; cytoplasm
Molecular function (GO): non-membrane spanning protein tyrosine phosphatase activity
Source: RefSeq, a predicted model, not a curated record
CUCCAGUGCAGCGGCAUCGCCAUUGUCAAGCGGGGGUUUUCUGCUAAAAAAAUGUAAAAAGAUCGCGUUGUGCUUUCGCUAGUUGUGUUUUGCGGGCGAGAAUAUUUGUCACUCCUAGAGCUUCCCAAUGCGUUGAAGGACGUUGUGUGUACUACGGACGUUUCGCGUUCAUCGAGUCGUACGUAGAGAAGCGGCUGACCCAUUUCUUUCGCAUCGUGUACGAGUAGUGCGUCAGCUAUGCUGGCCCCAGCCUGCUGCGGUGUUCGCAUGGCUUUGUCCACGACGGGAGGCCGUAUUCACUCGUAGCGUUUCGCUCAUUCAUCGGGUCUCUCUACUUUGUGAGCGUAAAUUGGGACCCCACUUUAUCCGGCUCACAUGUAUUCGUGUCAGCCGAACUGCGUCAUGCCUCUGAAAGUCGUGCUGAAGAACUUCCUGAACCACUUUGAAACUUUGGAGGCCCGCAAGAAACUUGGGGACGACCUUUUCGAAGCUGAGUUUCAGAGUUUGAAAGAACUUACGGAACGCCUCAAACAUGAUCCCGAAUAUGCAUGUACCGAAGGUCAGAAGGAAGUCAACAGAAAGAAGAACAGAUACAAAGACAUUCUACCAUAUGACCUGUCGAGGGUUAUUUUAUCCGAGUAUCCUGGAGUGCCCGGUUCGGACUACAUUAAUGCCAACCUAAUCAAGGGUGCGAGUGGUUCCAGAGCCUACAUAGCAUCCCAGGGGCCACUGCCGACGACAGUUAUGGACUUUUGGAGGAUGAUCUGGGAGUGUGAAGUGCAAGUUAUCAUCAUGGCCUGCAAUGAGAAGGAAUCGGGGAAGUACAAAUGCGAACGAUACUGGCCUAAUGAAGGCGAGAAGAAACAGUAUGGCAAUAUCACUGUUGAACUCGUCAAAUGGAAACAGGUGUGCCCGGACUUCUUGCUUCGCACACUGCGUGCCCGCUGUGGCACUGAGGAGCGCACGCUGUGCCAGUUCCACUACUGGUCGUGGCCAGACCAUGGCGUGCCAACCUCCGUGGGCCCUAUCGUGGACCUCGUGCGGCUCGUGCGAGACUGCCAGGCCUCGGAAGCCUUGCCCGUGCUUGUCCACUGCAGUGCUGGAUGUGGAAGGACGGGAACGAUUUGUGCCAUCGACUACGUCUGGGGCUUGAUGAGAGUCGGGAAGUUGAGCGAUUCCUUCAGCUUGUACCAGAUAAUCCGGGAGAUGCGAAUGCAGAGGAUUGCUAUGGUACAGACUAAGGAGCAGUACGUGCUGGUUCAUCGUGUAGUGGCCGCUCUCUUCGAGCAGCAGCUCAGGAUAAUAGACAGCCACACUUAUGAAAACCUCGACGAAGACGGGGAACCACUUCUGGGUUCUGGAGAAAACAUUCAGAGCAACGAAAAGAUCUACGAAAACCUCGACGACCUCGGUCUGGAAAACAGAAGCGAAGAAAAGGAAAAUGCGGAAAAUGGCAAGUUCUUUCACCCCUUUACAGAUGAAAAGUGUGAUAAAGAAAAAGAAGUGACCGCUGGUAGUGAAGAGUCGAAGGCUCAACCGUCACAAGAACCCAUGCCUGAGUCGACCGGUACCGACGAUGCCUCCCAGAGACAGUCUCGGGCCAACCGCUCCAUGUCGUGGAGUCCCGAGCCCAACUCCGUGGCGACAUCGUCUUCCGUGUUGUCAUCCUCCGAUGCAAGGGGUGGUUCGCGUAGUUCAGUUAUUACAGACGACGAAGACAGCCAGUCCUGCAAAGACGACCCCGUGCAAAUGAAAAAGAGCCUUGGUAAAAAGAAAACGAGCGAAGAGCAGAGUAAGGCUGCAACUCUUAGUCGCGUCCGAAGCCUCUCCGCAACUAACAUUUGCCUGGAGGAUCCGCCCGGCAAAGUGGAAGUGGCGGACAGCGGAGGAAAGAUUGUUGGAAAAGCGACCGUGAUUCGUCGUCCCAGCAUAGCGAGGCUCAAAGCUCUCUUCGAGAAGUCUGACUCGGACGACGUCAGCGGCGGCGAGGCAAACAGAAGGCGUCCCGUGUUCAGGAGCUACAGCCAGAGAGUCGCGCCGCGAAGGCCGUCAGUGGCACAAGUUCCCGAUGGCGUCGAAACGCCGUCUGCGUCGAAGUUCAAGCCAUUGCUAUUGAAGCGCAAGAGCCUUGGUCCAUCAGCUCGAAAGGCGAAGGAGUUUCGAGACCAAGAGAAAAGCCAGAAGCAAACCGGAGCAAGUUCGGGCACAGCUUCAAAAAAGGAGAACCAGACAAGCCAAGCCGAACAGUCUGUGCCUGUGACUGCUACGACAACAAAGGUUACAAGUACACCCAUGCAGAUGGUGAGCUCAUCGAGCGAAGCAGCUGCUAAACCGCAGUGCCUCGCAGCCAGUUGGUAUGGCGACAGUGGCGAUGUGUGGGAGAAGAACGUUCUGUACAAAUCUUUGAGCAGCUCCAACCUUGCCGGUCUCAACUCACACGGUGGCAACAACGCACCGGGCUCAAAGCCUCUCUCGGAAACAUCAAGGAACUCUUUCUCCAGCAGUGUUUCGUCCAAAUUGGGUCAGAAGUGCGAUCCUCCGCCGCAGCUACCUACAAAAAAGCGAACCGUGCAGACCCUGUAUGCCCCUAUUCCGUUUUACGCUGCCAACGUAGCAAGGAAGUCUCACACGCUACCUGCCUUGGCGAGCGGCGCCGACGGCGUGCAGCCCCAGAAGUGCGAACCUCGAGGAAGCAGCAUUUAUGACUUCCUACCACGGAAGGACGACGCACCUCCUCGGCUUCCUCCAAAGACAAAACUGACAAAGCCACAAUCGCGCGUCGUCCCGAUAUCGGCUCUAAACAACACUUACGUGAACGUUUCAGACAUGGUCUUGGCCAGGAACGAACUCAUGUCUCGCUUGUCCGACGGCCGUUACAUUAACGUAAACCUCGAAGCAAAGGAGAACAUGAAUCGCAUCGAAAACGUUAUAAGGCAGCAUCCUCGGGGAGCCAUCAUUGAUCUCACGUCGCGGAAGUCGUUCAACGACCGCAUCGCUUCCGGCUCCGUGUCCAAGUAUGAACAGGUAUGGGAUGGAAAGACGUUUGUGAAGAAAGACCUGAAUAGCAAUGAGGUGAAGAUGGGAAAGGGUUCGAUCGCUAGCCGGCUUACGGCUGUGAAAGCAGCACGUCCGUGGAUGACGCCUGCCUCUGCCAAGGAGAAGUCGGCAACUCUUCCGUCCGCGUUUCGUACGCACGCAAACCAGAAGGAGUUUCCCCGUCAAAAUGCGAGGCAGGACCCGUUAGCCGCGUCUUCGUCGGAGAUGGACACCUCAGACAUCUACACAACGCAUGACGAACGAUCGGGAACGGAGUACGACACCCUCUUUGCAGAAUCUAGCGAUGCUACGGAGACUGAUGCGCCUUGCGAAAAAGAUGCGAGAUGGAAGGGCUUUCUAGCUUUGCAGCCCAGACACUUGCAGUCAGGGCCUGCACACAUGGUGAAGAAUGUUCCCGGUUCUCAUGCUGAGCAGCAUGCAAGAAUAGACACAGAAGUGAAACGCCCGCUGCCACCAUACGAGACCAUAUACCCGGUGCAACCGGGCUUUAUUGGCAAGAGUGGCAGAGCCCAUUAUUUCACCAGCAACCCCCCUCCAAAGCCGCCACGCACUUACGGCUUCGGCGCCAAGUAUGACACUGGGCGCGCUGGCAGUGCAACCGCUGGUUCCCCGAAAAAACCAUCUGAGAGCAUUUACCAAGUGCCACCCCAGCCGAGAACAACGCCGCACAUGAUAUCUAGACCGCUGCACCGGCUGCCACCUUCCUGCGAUCCGAUGGCCCACUCAGCGACGUCCGUGCCAUCUUUCGGUACUGUCCCCUUCGCUCCCGUGUACCACCCACGCCAAGGCGUGUCGGCCAUCAGAAGUCCGGACUACGAAAAUGUGUAUGCCUGCCACUCUGCCCUGGCAGAUGCACAGGGUGCAACGAGGCAGCAAGGGACGCGCAUCGUGAAGCACCACUCCGAGUACCGUCCACAGAUCAGGGUUCCUCGGCCAGAGCCGGUUGAAGUCUCGAAACCAGCCAGUUCUGUGCCUGCUGGCAAGCUCCCGCUACAGCACUCGUUCUCGGAUGCUAGUAUCUACGAAGCGCUUCGCGGUUCACUGUCCCACCAACAACAGGAGCAGCAGAGGCUGGCUGAAAUCCAAGCGCAGUACGCAGUUAUAGUGAAACCGAAGAAGUCCGGACUUCAAAAGAGCAAAACUGUGGUCUCGGAAAGUGCACUUCUCGGACCAUUGGGACCGUCUGCGCCCCCGCGGUGCCGGCGUCAGCCGCAGCAGGAUUCCGCUGAUUCUUCAGACGGUGCUGGCUGCAAGCUGGAGAAGCAAGGCGCUCCUGAUGACGUUGCGCAAGUUCACGUGAAACCGAGCAAGAAAGGAGCAACUUCUGGGAGCAAAAGCCAGUCCAAGGAAGGAAGCUCAAGCGGCAGUGAGGGCAGCGGUUUUAUCUCGGGCACACUGAGCAAGGCGUUUGGGAGGCUGAAUCCUUUCUACAAGGGGAACGCUGGAACAUCGGAAGAAGCAAAGAAAAAGACGCCCCCCACGCAGCCUACAACUGCGGCUGGCUUGAAGAAACCCGACGUCCCCAAGAAACCAAACAACAUCGCCAUGCUGCGAAUGUCCAAGAAACGGCCUGCGCCACAGCCAAAGGUAUCCAAGGCUCCGGACUUUUCCGAUCGUCCCCUUUCGCAGGGCCCGAACGACUCAUCGGGAUCUGAACACUGGACUCAGGUUUGAAAACAACCGUCACACUUGUUCUCAACGAACAUCACUUGUUAUGCAGCAAAACUGUGGUGUGUGCAGGUGUUUGGUGUGCCCUGCAGAUGUUCUCGUUUAGUUGGGUGCAACAUUCUUUCUGUACAGUGUUACUCUCCUGGUAAUGCUACGUGUGCGUCUCAGCAUUACCGUUUUGCCAGAAUACUCGGAUGCGAAUUCGAACAUCUGUGCUCGUGGCAACAUGUGGUUGUUCCGUGGUGAACCGAUAAUGUGCUGUAGCUUUAUUUUAUCGUGCGAUACUUAUCCAGUGAAAGAUUGUAUUGUAUCGUGAUAUUCCUGUCACUGUGAAAACAUGCACACCAGCCGGCAAUAGCACCGAGCCACAGAACCCAGUGCAAACUACUUGUGUGCAGCAUCACUAGGUGUCGCCGCUCAUGCCUUCGUUCACUGGUUUUUCUCCUGACAUUCUGUCAAAACUGUAAUGCUGAAAGGUAUAGCUAUCGGUUAACUCUCUAUUAGUAGUUUUACUGCAAUGAGUUAGCUAUUUUAUCACAAUUCCAAUGCUGCUGCUGCUGCCUCCCCCUCUAGUACAUUGUAAGGCACUAGCACGAAGGUUGUUACUUUUGCAGCGAUAGUAAGCCUGAUUUUGUUCAAAGGCAUUGCUACUUAAUACAUUAGCUUUUUAAGCUGAUGAACUCACAUGCAACUAUUACUGGUUAGUUGACGAGGAGAGCGAUUAUUGACUCGUCGUUUCUAUGGUGCUAAGAGAUUUUCGGAGAAAACCGAAAAGGAGUUGUAAUUUGUUUUUAAUUGCAUAAGAUGUCGCAUUCUUUUUUCCUUUCUCGCAGGUGUUAUUUCCCUCUUUUAAUAUUUAUUCCUACUUUAUUUAAUCCUCGUUUUAUGUGCCACUUUUAUUACUUCGGGAAACGGUGCCUGUUUGCAUAUCGAACAUUUUGCAGAGGUGAGAUUCUGGCGUGCGUUUUUGUUGCUGUCGUGAAAGUGAGCCUGGUUGUACGGCUCGUGGGGGGGGGGGGGGCCUCGUGUUUCGGCGUUGAACUCGAUAAUUAACUUGGUUCAUGACGCUCAAGGCUCGUAAAUUACGCAAGGUCGACACAGACAGGUGCAUGUCUAUGUCUAGCCUUGCACGAUUCGUAAUCCUCUGAAACCGAGUGCGGGGCAUUUUGAGAUGCAGUACAUGGUAGGCCAGUGGCAAUGUUAACCUAGGACUGAUUUAGUAUUCUGACUCAUUGCCAGAGACGACUAUCCUUCGCUGCCUCUUUUUAACCCAUAAUUCAGUGUGGAAUGCGAAUCUCCCGACUGAGGCAGAUCAGCUCUGCAAGCGGUUUAGAUGGUUGUCGUCAUGGCCUGAGGCUGGUGUCAUUCACCCUAUCUUUCCAAUGACAUACUCUUGUUUUGUCACCUCUUUUUCUCGCACUUUUGUUUUUGGAGGACAGCUGUCUCGAGGAAGUGUGUAUACUACUUCGCUUAACUUCAUGCCGCUUUUGUACAGCUCACCAUCUUGCAGAAGCUUUUCACCAAGUUUCUUUUUCCUCAGAGCGUUUUCACUUGUAAUAGUGGUUCCUAUUCAAUGUGGCGCCACCAAUAGCGUUGGCCUGUAGUACGCUUACCAUUUCGAAAAGGCUAGCUCUCUUUCCACGGGGAACCUGUACCGAUAGCUUCCCGUGACUGAUCGCGCCCCUCCAGAAUACAACCUAGCGAACAAAGGGUGAAGAUUGUGGUCGGCAACGUUCUGUCCGAACUUGUGUGUCAAGACGCAUUGGUGCUGUCGGCAGCACACCAGCGCGUCCAUUGGAGGCUUUUUGAAGCGAUGAAGACUUGUUAUGCCAACAGGUUCUUUUUCGCCAAGCGAGGCUUGCUUAAUCAGCUGAGAACGAUUCUCACCUACCGUGCUUCUUUAGCACGCACGGAAACCUUAACAUGUUAUGGCCAGGAGUCAAAACUCCGACCUUGAACGGAAUGCCGUCGGCUGAUUUCUCGCUUCUGCAAUUCUUUGCUGCUUUAAGGCAGCAUUGUCAUACUCGCCUGUCGUCUCACUGAAGAGGUAUUUUUUACCUUACCAUUGAGAAGCGCCGAGUGUUUUUAUGAUGAUAGUUCCUAGUGAGUGAAAUCUCUGCUCGUAGCUCUGCUUGUACUUUACGCAAAGACUCAAACAUGGCACCGUUUUCUCGAUAAUUUAUGUUUUAACAUCCUAAGUUAUUAACCUUCAUUAGUAUCUAUUUGCGUGCACUUCCAUGGCAACUGCGUGGAUGGCAUUUUGUCUGCAAUCGCUACGCACCUGUGUUCAUUGGGUUAGAGGUGCGAUGAGCAAAAUAUCUCUCUGAAUUUCGUACCAGGAUUUGGCAACUGUACAUUAAUAUGCCAACACAGAUUUUGGUGCCAUUUUACCCUCUUUAGGCCUUCACUGCUAAAGGAAAGAACCUCAAGAAUGCAGUAGCUUGGAUCUUUAGUUCUUUUAGGCUGCAGUGGCCUGUUUAUUGACAGACUACUAACUGUGGUCACGCAGGCACUGUGUAAGCCCUGAAGCAUCAUGAGUAGAUAGCGCUAGAACCUUAAGCCUGUCUUUGGCUUGCCCACAAUUAAGCUGAAGUAGGUAAGUCAGUCUUUCUAAUGGUAGGACUGACACAUCUGCUAUUCCACAAACUGUAUAUAUGAAUAUACCUGAACCUUGUUUACAACGAAAAGACAGCAAAUUAUCAGACACCACUUUGUUUGAAAAUUAUGUGUGUUUGCAGCUA